This is a messenger RNA of Zingiber officinale, 2093 nucleotides long. Its product is annotated as heavy metal-associated isoprenylated plant protein 9-like. The transcript has 4 exons. Gene Ontology annotation, molecular function: metal ion binding. The record is from RefSeq and is a predicted model, not a curated record. Lineage: Eukaryota; Viridiplantae; Streptophyta; Magnoliopsida; Zingiberales; Zingiberaceae. The coding region runs from base 264 to 704 and encodes 146 amino acids.
AUUACCAAAUGUCCUAGUUUUGCUCCUACUUUUGCCACCCACCUAAUCUCGCUAUAAACUUCUUACACCGUUCUAUCCUCAAUCCCCUCUCCUCUUCCAUUCACCUCUUGUUAGAUAGCAAGAACUAGUUCAAAAGUUACAAUUACUACAAUCUCAAUUAGUCCAAAUCUCCUACCUUCAGCUACCUUUCUUACUACUCUGUGCUUAUAAGAGCCACUUGCAUAAAACAUACUCUGAGGCAGUGUAGGUUCGCCAGUCACACGAUGGGGGAAGAAGCUAAGCAGGAAGCGGAGGCGAAACAAGAAGAAAAUAAAGAAAAAAAGACAGAGGAAACAAAGCCAGGGCCUGCUCCUUCAGUCGUGUUGUCUCUGGAUUUGCACUGUGUUGGAUGUGCAAAGAAGAUUGAGAAGUGCAUGCUCAAGUGCACAGGGGUUGAGAGUGUUGAGGUGGACAUGGUGAAGAACCAGGUCACAGUGAAAGGGGUUGUGGAUUCUCAAUCUCUGUGCUCCAGAAUCCACAAGAGAACACGGAGGAAAGUGCAAGUAGUCUCUCAGCCGACUGCAGAGACCGAAGGGGACUCCAUGCCGGAAGUUGUUCCACCUCAGGAGAGUAGCAUGGCAACAAUUGAGCUCCUUGUCUACAUGCACUGUGAGAUAUGUGCAGAGCUGCUGAAGAGGAAGAUACUAAAGAUGAAAGGUGAGUGAGUGAAAUUAGGGCUGGAAUUUUUUAUAAAAUUCCCGACCCUUCCCGACUCCCAACCCGUUCCCGUCCCGAAUUUUUCCCGACCCGAAUUUUUCCCGACCCGUAUGGUCGGGAUUUUUCCCGACCCGACCAAAAUCGGGAAAAGGAUCGGGUACACUAGCUCUACCCGACGGGCUUCCCGACCCGACCCGAAUAUAUUAAUAAUAAUUUUUAAUUCGAGUUUUUAAAAAAAAAUAAUAUAGAAAAUUAGGUUUAAAAAUUAAAAAAUCUAAAAACUGAUUCAACUAAAGUAUGAUUUUUAAAAACACAAAAAGAAAAAUAUAAAAAUAAGUAAAUAGUAAAGUAAGGGUUGUUACUUAUGCAUCUCAAAUUCUCUCGUUCACUUCACGCCACGCCAUUCACGCCCUUCGCCCUUCGCCCUUCGCCCUUCGCCCUUCACCAUUCGGCGUUCGCCUUUCGCCGUUCAACCUCGCCCUCGCGGUUUCGCGGUUCGCCUUCGCCCUCGAGGUCUCGCCCUUCACCCUUCGCCCUUCGCCCUUCGCCCUUCGUCGUUCGUCGAUUUAUUCCACUGGAACCCUAGCCCAUACCCACACCGCCACUGGAACCCUAGCCCACGCUGCUUCGUCUUUCGCUGACUUAUUCUUGGUAACCUUUCUUCCUUUAAAAUGAAUCCAAGAUAUAGUGAAUAGGGAUGUAAUUUCUAGUUGUUCAUUGUGCUUAUAGUUAUCAGAUUACCUGUGACUGUGGAUUUGGGUCCUAGAUCAUGUUGAAUUUUGUAUGGUUAUCAGGUUAUGGUAGUUUAUAGAAAUAUCCAGGUCAAUUUUUUUUUUUGUUAUUGUAUGACUAGACCACACCCACUUCCACUUCCUGAUGCUUCUGUUGCGAAUUAGAUUGGAACAAAGUUGACGUACGUAGUUCAUGGUGACAACGGUGCACGGUUUAAUUCCUCGUCUGCUCCUCCUAUGCAUGCAUAUGCACUUGUCUAGCUAGCUACUUGUGGAUUUAUUAGAUAAGAGUCAUAGAUCUAGUGUACUUUAAUGUCCACGAUCUUAUUUUGUGGUUGAUCUUAUUGGCUAAAAACAGGUUACUAGCAUGAGUAUUACUGUUGUGAGUCAUAGAACCAGUCAGACUAGUGUUCAAGUUAUAAAAUUAUGUUUGAUGUUGUACAGUAUAAAGACUAGUGUUCAAACAUUAAAGUAUACCCGUUCCCGUCCCGAAUUUUUUACAGUUGUGAGUCAUAGAACCAGUCAGACUAGUGUUCAAGUUACUAGCAUGAGUAUUACUGUAAUAACUUAUGUUUGAUGUUGUAAUCUCUAUUUUUCUUAACUGUGCAGCUAGGUGACCAUACAUUCUCUUUUUACUUUUUAGUAAUAUACUGUAAUCUCUAUUUU